This is a messenger RNA of Gadus macrocephalus (Pacific cod), 6658 nucleotides long. RefSeq names its product ATPase phospholipid transporting 11B (gene atp11b). Lineage: Eukaryota; Metazoa; Chordata; Actinopteri; Gadiformes; Gadidae. Gene Ontology annotation, cellular component: recycling endosome; endoplasmic reticulum; trans-Golgi network. The coding region runs from base 295 to 3795 and encodes 1166 amino acids. Gene Ontology annotation, molecular function: magnesium ion binding; ATP hydrolysis activity; ATPase-coupled intramembrane lipid carrier activity. The record is from RefSeq and is a predicted model, not a curated record. The transcript has 32 exons. Gene Ontology annotation, biological process: phospholipid translocation.
AGUCCACACUGAGGAAACUGGUCGAGCAGACAGGUCGCACUUCCUCACCAGUCGCCUGUCACUUACACCUGGGACUUAUUUAUGCUUGAUAUACAUUCACGGGGAAAUGGAAGUCGUUGGAUUUUACCGCACAACUGCGCCGUGUCGUUGCGUGACGUGAUGCGGAGAAGGAGCCCGGCGUUUGGAGGAAGAUAUUGAUGCUUUUGAGAGGUUUAAUCGGAGUAGCUAGUAGCUAGCCGCUGCUAGCCCCAGUGCUGGCGGCUCCAGGCGGAAGGGACCGAGAGGACAGAGAGGAUGCUCCGCUGGACCCGGCAGCAGCUGGGCUUCGACCCGCCCCAUCAGAGUGACACCAGAACGGUGUACGUGGCCAACCGGUUCCCCCAACAUGGCCACUACAUACCUCAACGCUUCGCAGACAACAGGAUCAUCUCAUCCAAGUAUACCAUUUGGAACUUUGUCCCCAAGAAUCUGUUUGAGCAGUUCAGGAGGAUAGCCAACUUCUACUUCAUCAUUAUCUUCCUUGUACAGCUGAUGAUCGACACCCCGACGUCCCCCGUCACCAGCGGCCUGCCUCUCUUCUUUGUCAUCACCGUCACUGCCAUCAAACAGGGCUAUGAGGAUUGGCUGCGGCACAACGCAGACAACGAGGUCAACGGGGCUCCGGUGUUUGUGGUUCGAAGCGGCAGCCUGGUCCAGACGAGAUCCAAGAACAUCCGGGUGGGGGACAUCGUGCGCGUGGCUAAAGACGAGACGUUCCCGGCCGACCUGGUGCUGCUGUCGUCGGACCGCUCCGAGGGCACCUGUCACAUCACUACGGCCAGCCUCGACGGAGAGACCAACCUCAAGACCCAUUUCUCAGUGGCAGAAACAUCAGUGUGUCAGUCGGGGUCCAGGCUGGAGUCCUUGCAGGCUGUGGUUGAGUGUCAACAGCCUGACCCUGACUUGUAUAGGUUCGUGGGGAGGAUCACUGUGACCCAGGAGGGGGAGGAGAUCGUACGACCGCUGGGGCCGGAGAAUUUGCUGUUGCGAGGAGCCAGGUUGAAAAAUACCAAAGAGAUUUUCGGUGUGGCUGUUUACACGGGCAUGGAAUCCAAGAUGGCUCUCAACUACAAGUGCAAGUCCCAGAAACGUUCCGCAGUGGAGAAGUCCAUGAACACCUUCCUGAUCAUCUACCUGUGCAUCCUGCUGUUCGAGGCAGUGCUCAGUACCAUCCUGAAGUACGCGUGGCAGGCGGAGAACCAGUGGGACGAGCCCUUCUACAACCAGAAGACGGAGCAGGAGAAGAACAGCAGCCCGAUCCUCAAGUUCAUCUCGGACUUCCUGGCCUUCCUGGUCCUCUACAACUACAUCAUCCCCAUCUCGCUGUACGUCACCGUGGAGAUGCAGAAGUUCUUGGGCUCCUUCUUCAUCGGCUGGGACCUGGACCUGUACCACGAGGAGAGCGACCAGAAGGCCCAGGUCAACACCUCAGACCUCAACGAGGAGCUGGGACAGGUGGAGUACGUUUUCACCGACAAAACGGGAACGCUCACGGAGAACGAGAUGUACUUCCGUGAGUGCUCCAUCAACGGGAUCAAAUACCAGGAGCUGAACGGCCGGCUGGUGCCAGAGGGCGUGAUGGAAGACACGCUGGACGGCUCCAACGCCACUCUGACGGGGGACGAGCUGCUGUUCCUCAAGGCGGUCGCUCUGUGCCACACGGUGCAGAUCAGCUACGACCAGCCCGACAGCCUGGGGGGUGGCGGGGACCCCUUCUCCCACGCCAACGGCUUCGCCUCUGGCACCAUGGAGUACUACGCCUCUUCGCCCGACGAGAAGGCCCUGGUGGAGGCCACCAAGAGGAUGGGCGUGGCCUUCAGCGGUAGCAACGGGGAAACCAUGGAAAUCAAAACCUGCGGCAAGUCUGAAAAGUAUAAACUGCUUCAUGUCUUGGAGUUUGAUGCAAACCGUAGGAGGAUGAGUGUCAUACUGGAGUCUCCCUCAGGAGGUAAAGUGCUGUUUACCAAGGGGGCAGAGUCUGCCAUCUUGCCUUUCGCCACCAGCGGAGAUAUAGAGAAGACCAGACUGCAUGUGGAUGAGUUUGCUCUGAAGGGACUGCGGACCCUGGUGGUGGCGUGCCGGUUCUUCAGCCCGGAGUCGUACGCGGAGGUGGAGCGCCGCCUGGGCGCGGCGCGCACCGCCCUGCAGCACCGGGACGAGCGGCUGCAGGAGGCCUUCGACUUCAUCGAGCAGGACCUGCAGCUGCUGGGGGCCACGGGGGUGGAGGACAGGCUCCAGGACAAGGUGCAGGAGACCAUCGAGGCCCUGCGCCUGGCCGGCAUCAAGGUGUGGGUGCUGACGGGGGACAAGCACGAGACGGCGGUGAGCGUCAGCCUGUCCUGCGGCCACUUCCACCGCACCAUGAACAUCCUGGAGCUGCUGCAGCAGCGCACAGACAACGAGUGUGCCGAACAGCUCCGCCUACUGGCCAGGAGGAUCAACGACGACCACGUCAUCCAGCACGGCCUGGUGGUGGACGGGGCCAGCCUGUCUCUGGCGCUGCGGCAGCACGAGAAGCUCUUCAUGGACGUGUGCAAGAACUGCUCGGCCGUCCUCUGCUGCCGCAUGGCCCCCCUGCAGAAGGCCAAGGUGGUGCAUCUGUUCAAGACGUCCCCGGAGAGGCCCAUCACCUUGGCCAUCGGAGAUGGGGCCAACGAUGUCAGCAUGAUCCAGGAGGCCCACGUGGGGAUAGGCAUCAUGGGGAAGGAGGGGAGGCAGGCCGUGAGAAACAGCGACUAUGCAAUCGCCCGGUUUAAGUUCCUGUCCAAACUGCUGUUGGUCCACGGCCACUUCUACUACAUACGAAUAGCUCAUCUUGUGCAGUACUUUUUUUACAAGAAUGUGUGUUUUAUCACACCACAGUUUUUAUACCAGUUCUUCUGUCUGUUUUCACAACAAACCCUGUACGACGGUGCAUACCUGACCCUGUACAACAUCUUCUUCACCUCCCUGCCCAUCCUGGUGUACAGCCUGUUUGAGCAGCUGGUCCACCCCCACGUCCUCCAGACGAAACCGGCCCUCUACAGGGACAUAAGCAGGAACUCUCUUCUCUCCUUCCGGACCUUUCUCUACUGGACUCUGCUGGGAUUCUGUCAUGCCUUCAUCUUCUUCUUCGGGUCCUACGCUCUGAUAGGAGAGGAUACCAGCCUGAAUGGCAACGGACAGGUCUUGCGGGCUAACAAGCAGCUGAUGUUUGGGAACUGGACCUUUGGAACACUGGUGUACACGGUCAUGGUCAUCACUGUGACACUACAGCUGGCCUUGGAGACCCAUUACUGGACGUGGAUGAACCACUUUGUGACCUGGGGUUCCAUCACCUUCUACUUCAUCUUCUCGCUCUUCUACGGAGGCAUCAUCUGGCCCUUCGUCCAGACCCAGGACAUGUACUUCGUCUUCGUCCAGCUCCUGUCCAGCGGCUCGGCCUGGUUCACCAUCAUCAUCAUCAUCGUCACUUGUCUGUUCCCGGACAUGCUGAAGAAGGUCCUUUACCGGCACCUGCACCCCACUGGCACCCAGAAGAGCCAGUCUCUAUCAGCCCAACAGAGCCAGGGCCUCAGCUGUGUGGAGUCCCUGUGUUGCUACCAGCAUGGGCAGAGCGGCUGCACCCGCCUGGCCCGGCUGCUGGAGCGAGUGAGCGGACGCUGCCCGGCGGGCGCCUCCCACUGCACCGCCGACCCCCGCAGCAGCAACAGCAGUCCGUUGAGUAGCCCGGGUUUUGUCCUGACUCCUCCCACGUCUAACGCCUACUCGGACUAGAUCAGCACCGUUUCAGACACCGAUGGUCGUGGAGCGACCCGGAGAACCUCUACUCCAACGACCGCAGUAUCCUGACCCUGUCCCCCAUUGAGGCCAGCCACUGCUGACCCCCCCCCCUCCCCCGGGGCCCCUGAGGGGGGGGGGGGGUACCCCACCUCACCUCACCUCUCGUUGGCCCCCCUCAGUACCAGUCGGUCGUCCACUGAGGGAACCACCAGCGUGUCUCUGGGAGACACAUGACUUUAACAGCUGACGCAGCGUGGAGUGUGCGUGGUGCCCGCCUGGUUAGAGCUGCUCCCACCGCACACACUCCACGUGGAGGGGUUCCCCAAACGUCCAAAAGACACGGAAUAGACUUUAGAUCGACCAAAACGUAUUUGGCUGGGAAUUGAAGCACAAAAUUGAUUUGCUCCAACCAAUUGCAAACACCCUUGCUGCAGAGGCUGGCCAAUCAGCAGGCCUCCCUGAAGCUCAGAGCUGGAGGAUCAGUAGGACCCCUGUCCCCCAUACCCCCCCCCCCCCCCCCCCCCCGGGUCUGGCAAUAGCUUUACAUGGGAGCCCAGCUACUCAAAGGCCUUAUCACGGUACCAAAGACACCAGUUAAUGAGAGAAAGCGCUUUAUUUUUGUGCCCGAUUGUACAGAAAGUUUGAUUAUUGUAAAGACGACUAUUCUUAAUAAUAUUAUCAUUGUUCUGUUGAACAUUGAUUGUACCCGCCCCCCCCCCCCCCCCACUCCUCUCUAGCUGAGGCUGGUGGGGGGGGGGGGGGGGGGGGGGUUAUAAAACAUAUCCUCAGAUCAUUCAUUUAAAGGAAGUUUACUCGUGCAUCCAAAUCUCCCACAGUCCACAGUCCAGCAUCGCUUCCCUCCUCGAACGCCUUCAUCUCCAUUUGUUUAUGUUUUCACCCGAUGACCAAAACCAUCCUUGCACUAAAGGAAGUGACAUCACAGACCUUAGAGGCGACCACAUCCUGCGAAGGCAAUGUCCCUCUGAUCGACCGGCAGAGUACUCUUUGGAGAUCGCCGUUGACAUGUUGCGUUUAUUUCCGAAAAAAAAAAUAUCAGGGUUUUAGUGUAACGAUGGUUUGUGCUCUGCUCGGCUGCUCCUGAUCUCUGUCCCGGUCGGAGAACAUUCCGGCCCACACUGCUUCAAAGAGACAAUUAGGAUUUAGAAUGUAAAGUAAGUAAUGACUUUACAGGCAGAGCUUUUUUCACAUUUGUUUCAUCACAUGUCCCUUUCAUGUUAUGUUGGGUUUGCCUUGAUCCCGUCUUGCAUACAUUUUCCAUUGCAUACCGUUUUGUUCAUCAUUGAAAUCAUCACAAUCAUGUAAUAAUCUGCAUAUUGUUGUGCCAUGUGUUGCUCAUGUGUAUCUCCGGUACGGAUGGCUAGCCGCUCUCCUUAAGGAGCUUCUCCCCAGGACGCCUCUAGGCUGAACCCAGCUUGUCUCUCCCUCCUGAUGAGGAGUCUGACCUUCUUGAUCUGAGGCGCCUGAGGAGGCCACAUCAGGGUGGGGGCCAGGAGCUGGGUGAUGAAGCGGCUCCAGGUGAAUCUAAACUGAACCAAGCCAUCGAUGGCGGAUUGGGAACUCUUUUAAGACAACCGUUUUGAACUCGCUGACAUUAACCCUGUUGCUCACACGGAACACGCGUUUGAAGAAUUGUGUUGCGGGGCGUCUAUGCAAAGCAGUCGAAAUGUUAAACGGUUAAAGACUCACCGAUUUAUUUUUGUUGAACCAGUGGUUUCCCUUGAAUCACUUUAAAUCAUAUUUUGGGAAAAUGAAUACAUGUCUGAUAACACCUUUUUAUAUAUUUAAUAUCACAGUGCAUCUUAUUCUGUUAAGUCGUGCUUGUUCUUUGCAUAUAUCUGUACGGCUUGAGUACGUCUUCUGUCCAACAGAAUCCCCGUACUAUCCAAAUAGAUCACAAGGAAUCAUUGAUCUGUGAGGCAGUGGGGUUUGGGUGAGAACGGCUUUGGUCGUCAUGACUCACUUUGCUUUUUUCCAAAUAAUAUGAGAACACAAUGUCAUGAAAAUGGUAUCACAUUAAGAUUUUCUUAAGAAUGUUCUCAGCACUAUAUCUCGCAGCUGUUUAAGAAGGACAUUUACAGCGGUAUCUCUAAAUUUGAUCUGGUCUCAAACGGUGUACUCGUACUCAAACGGUUAUCGCACUGCAGGCAUUGAUCCACUGAAGCUGCAGAUGCAGCCUUUGGUGCAAUAUGUUUAGGAACCCACGAGAAUCUCCCAAAAAUCAAUGCAUUGAUGGACUGAUGAGGCAGAAAUAGAAAUACGUGGGAAUAUUAUCAACCCCUCGGGUGAUCUGGAUCAGUGGUGCUCUUGUGACUUUGAAUAGGCAUCAUAUCGAUCAUUAUAAAUAGUUAUUUAAGUGAAGAGAUGGGACAUAAAGAGCUUUUUUUUGUGGUCUGGUUAAAGUUAUGCUAGGGUGUAUUUCUGGCCAUUUUCUAGGUCUAUAAAAGAACGGAAGGCUUUUGGAAAGUAGUUUAGUGUUUUCUCAGUGGAUCGACCACAGGUAACAUUUUUGAAAACCUGAACAGGAGAAUGUCUACGUUUAUUUAUUGUUAUUUUAUCGAUUAAUAUGUCAGUGACUCACCAUCCACCUGUAAGACCACGGUCUUGAUACAAAUUAAGGAUUUUAAAUGUUUAAUGUGUUGGAAGACAUUGAUAUACCUCUCCCAUCUGCAAUAAUCGUGUCACUGCCCAGAGCGCAGGCUACUCCUCUGCACCUUGUGUGUUUCUGUUUGAGCAUGUUUUGCUGUUUUUGUCUUCAUGCCUUCUCUGUAGGCUGUCAUAUGGCUGACGAUGUUAUUGAAAAGUUAUAUUUACGGAAUAAAUAAUUUUUUUAAAGAAU